UUCUAUUUUGCGUUACCUCAUAGACGGCCAGUCAAUGGAGUCAAGCGGUCACGGCGAUGCUAUAAUAUUAGUGACAGGCGAAUCCGUAGCUGAUGUAACGAGGGUUUUUAUUUGAAUAGAUAACUGCUAUUUAGACUGCCAUGCCCGCGAAGGUAUAGUUUUAUGCUGAAUAAUUGGCUCGUUUGCAGCUGACGCGCCGUAUCAACACAAAGGCCUAUGUAGCUAGCAGCUAGCUAGCAAGUGAUUAAACGCCAACAGCAGCUGCAGCGAAUUAACAGGCGUACCGUUUUUUAUAUUUUAUCUGUAAAGCAACCAGUCUGAUCUACUAACAAGAAAGCAUUUGUGUAUUUUUUGGUUCUCCACGAUAAUGGCGGAAGAGGGUGCGGUGGUCAUGCAGCAGAAUUUGGACAGGAGCUGCUGGGUGUGUUUCGCCACAGACGAGGAUGACCGCACAGCAGAGUGGGUGCGUCCGUGUCGCUGCCGCGGCUCCACCAAGUGGGUUCACCAGGCCUGCCUGCAGCGCUGGGUUGACGAGAAGCAGCGGGGCAACAGCACAGCGCGCGUGGCCUGCCCACAGUGCAAUGCAGAAUACCUCAUCGUCUUUCCCAAACUGGGUCCCGUGGUUUAUGUGCUGGACCUGGCCGACCGGCUCAUCUCUAAGGCCGGCCCCUUCGCCGCCGCCGGCAUCAUGGUGGGCUCCAUCUACUGGACUGCCGUCACCUACGGAGCCGUCACCGUCAUGCAGGUGGUGGGCCAUAAGGAGGGCCUGGAUGUUAUGGAGCGGGCCGACCCUCUGUUCCUACUCAUCGGCCUGCCCACCAUCCCUGUCAUGCUGAUCCUCGGCAAGAUGAUCCGCUGGGAGGACUAUGUCCUGCGCCUGUGGAGGAAGUACUCCAACAAACUGCAGAUCCUCAACAGCAUCUUCCCAGGGAUUGGCUGCCCAGUUCCUCGCAUCCCGGCGGAGGCCAGCCCGCUGGCAGACCACGUGUCUGCCACCCGGAUCCUGUGUGGCGCGCUGGUGUUCCCCACCAUCGCCACCAUAGUGGGCAAGCUCAUGUUCAGCAGCGUCAACUCCAACCUGCAGAGGACCAUCCUGGGAGGCAUCGCCUUCGUGGCCAUCAAGGGGGCGUUUAAGGUGUACUUCAAACAACAGCAGUACCUGAGACAAGCCCACCGCAAGAUCCUCAACUUCCCCGAGCAGGAGGAAGCCUGAGGAGUCUCCGCAGUCCGGAGGGAGGACGGCCGGACGAACCACACACCUGUGCUGGAGGGGUGAGGGGGGUGGGGGGAGGAGAUGAACUGUCAGUCAGACUCUGAGCAACAAGUGCUGGUGAAACAGACUUUUAAGAUCAGCGUCACCCUCGUUAUCUACUCCUCAAACCGCCUCUCCACACCUCCUCACCCCUUCUGUUCUGGAGUGAUUCAUCGCACCGCCGCUGACAUUCACGCAAGGAUUCCCCGCCACCGCCACUACACCUUGUUUUUAAAUUUUUGAAGCUUUCGUAAGGAGAAGACGGAUAAGACGUGUGGACACACAGGAGCACGCGUGCAGUUACACACAAAGAUCUUUCCCAAGAACUCGAGGGAGGAUGUUUCAACAAUCACAUAACUAAUACGUAUUGUAGACUUACUGUAUUUUAAGAAGAGAAAAUGCGGGGCAUGUGUAAUUAGAAAGUUUUAUAAUAAUAAUAAUAAAUGAUUGUUUUAUAAAGUUUAUUUUGCAGAUUUGAAACGUCCCCUUUGCCAGCGUGUUAGGGGUUUCUAUUGAAUGAUGAAUCAUUUCCGUGUAUGGAAUGUAUUAAUGAUAAACAAUAAAUGUGUUUAACAGUUGUGAAUCAUGAUGCAGUACAUUAACCACAAGCAGGAAGCGUUAACUCUUCCUGCUACUCUAAGGUACUCCAGUAACACACUGACCACGGCUCAUGAAUUCAAGUAGAGGUGUGUUUUUUUAGAUCCUGCAUUAUUCAUGGGUUGUUGCAUUUUUCUGUUGACAUGCCUUGGCAGUGUUCACGUUGAUUCUGUAGCUUUAUCUCUAUUUUCUAAAAUGCUUUUAUGUGUUGUUUUAAAACGUCAUUUGCCAUCACAUCCCUGCAGGAGGAGCCUGCUGUCUCCACCGCGUCCAGGAUGGACGAUGCGACACGGAUGCUUUUGGUCCUUUCAGAGCUUUUUGCAGUGACGGGAUGUCAGACUGGAAGCAUUUUUAAAAGCUUUGAGUGAAUUGCACACAGAGCUUUGAUGCAGCACUUUUCACUGGGAGACGUGAAACUUUGCUGAAAGUUGAUAAACGUUUAGUUUUUUUGGAUUUAAACAUGGGGGUUCAUUUUAAUAUAAUUAUAGAUAUACAUAUUUUUUUCUUUUUCCUCUCUCUCUCUUCUGCCUCACAUGUGAUGGGAUUGUUGCUGCCUGAGUGUGAACUGUAGUCCGGGUCAGACACUGUGGGUCUGGGGUAAUUACCAGGCAGAUGUAAGUGAAACUUGGACACUGGCUAUUGGAAAUGAGUCAUUGGAGCAAUUUGGCAGAAUGUUUGUGUAAAUUAAAAGGUCAGUUCACCCAAAUUACAAAAAGAACAUAUUUUCCCACUUAAGUUUUGAUAUAUCUGUCGGGGAGUUCUGCCUCCACCACACAACUGAGAUGAAUGGAAUUUGGUUGCACUGAAAAAUAACCCUUUAAAAAAAAAUCAACUGUAUUUUAAAAUUUCAUGUGAUUUGGGACUAUUUCUUUGGCAGAAAGUUGUUAAGAAGAAAGCUCGACAGUAAGAAGUUAAUUUUAAUUUUGAAUGAUUUGAGCAUUAUGAAAAAAUUCAUUCACCUUCAUUAUACUGAAGUAGCAACAUAAAUCUCAUUGAUUUCAAACAUUACUGCACAGUUAGAUAGUGAGAAACAAAUGCCUUUUUCUAAUUAGGGUGAACUGACUCUUUAAUCGACCCUUUUGUAUCACUCCUGAUGAGCAGGUCGGCACCUUGCAUGGCAGCCUCUGCCAUCAAUGUAUGAAUGUGUGUGUGUGUGAAUGAGUGAAUGUUGGCAUGUAGUGUAAAGCGCUUUGAGUGGUCGAGCAAGGCGCUGUAUAAACAGUCCAUUUAACAUAGCCAUAAAUAGUAAAUAAAUAAUAUAAAUUGGGAGCAUGAUGUGAUUAGCAGUUUCACUUUUUCAUGUGGCAAAUAUUUCCGUUCACAGGGCUGUUAUCAAAACUGAACCACAAGUCUGUGUUUUCUGCCUCUGAGCGAACAAGAACAUUCAGUAUGUGACUUCCUGUGAACAGGCAUGACUUAAAGCUGACCACUUUGAAUAUUUAACCCGCACGUGUAAACUGUGCCUGCUUUACAGGUGUCCUCCUACUCUCUGCUCUCCCUCUACAUUCACUGUUAAGUCUCAACUCUGCCAAAAGAGACAGUGAAGUUAAAAGUGUGAACUGUGUUGUACAGACAUUUGCUUCUGACUUUGAAGAGUCACAUGGUAUCAGUUCUGUGAAUAAAUGUAUUUUUCCAGUUA
Messenger RNA from Thunnus maccoyii (southern bluefin tuna), 3488 nucleotides. It is a transcript of the gene marchf5, whose product is annotated as membrane-associated ring finger (C3HC4) 5. Lineage: Eukaryota; Metazoa; Chordata; Actinopteri; Scombriformes; Scombridae. Bases 368 to 1213 code for a protein of 281 amino acids. The record is from RefSeq and is a predicted model, not a curated record. Gene Ontology annotation, molecular function: zinc ion binding. The transcript has 6 exons.